This is a messenger RNA of Paramecium sonneborni, 1320 nucleotides long. Lineage: Eukaryota; Ciliophora; Oligohymenophorea; Peniculida; Parameciidae. The record is from the annotation of a GenBank genome assembly.
UUAUCAUUAUUUCUUGGUAAUCGAGCUGUCAAUCUAGGUGUCACAUCCUAAUAUCUUGAUGUAUUUAUUAAUGUAAUUAAGUUAGUUACAAAAUAAAUUCUAAGAAGAAGAUCCUAUUUUGCAUUAAUAUGAUCAAAACAAUAAACCACAUGCUUUAUACUUUGGUAAUGAUUUAGACUUAAGCAAAUCAUUAAAUAGAAUCAAUAUGAAUUCUUUAAAAUAAGAAACCAAUGAUGUGUAAGUUGUUGAUCAAUAAGAUGAAGAUGAACCAUAAAUUAUAAAAUUAACUUAAAAAUAUUUACAUGAAAUGAAGAUAGAAUCGAAACAAAUUGUCAAUUAUAAAAAGAACUUUGAGAAUGAAAAUGACAUUUUUACAACAAAUGUAGAUUCUGUGUAACUGGAACAGUUUUCAGACAAUAUUUAAACACAAUUGGAAAAAGCAGAUUAGUGUGAAGGUUUUGAAUUAACAGUUGAUUGUGAAACUUGUUAUGGGGAGAUUGGAUUAAAGGUAAUAGAUUAAUUGAACGAUCUUUAAGGAAAUAGUAAAAGUCCAAAAUUAGUAAUUUCUAUUUUGGAUCAAUAUAAUAACACAAAAAAUAGAAUUAUCAAUAGGUAAAAAAUUAUGUUUAUUAAUAAUCUAGAUCAUUAACUUUAUCAAGAUUUUAGGAAAAUUCAACGAUAUUGGUUCCUCUUGAAUUGAAGGAAAUGUAAAUUAAUUCAAAUAAAUUGGAAAUAAAUUAAUAGUAUUCGUUCCUUAUGAACAACAUACUCUCACCUUAUAAAUGUUCUUAAGAAUUUGUAAGCAUGCAUGAAUUUAUUAAACGAAUUACACCUGCACCUUAAAAUAAUAUAUUUAAUAUUUUGGCUUCGAUUCCCUCACUUUAAGAUAAACCAGAGGAUAACAUACUAAAUUAUAAAUAAAUAAAGACAUUGGAUAAGUUUUAUAUUUCAUAAGAAAUCAUAAAUUUGAAUUCUGAGAGGGAAUCAUUUGGAGAAUCAUAUUUUUUAAGAGGUAUUUCACCAUUUCCAAAUGAAAGAAAUCUAAAGUCAUAUGGAGUUGACAUAAGAAUUUUAGAUUAUAUUUAUUAAGUGCCUUAAUUAUAUGAUUAAAUAGAUGUGUUACCAUUUCAUAGUUGUAUUUUUAGUAAUGAAAGCUAUAAGUUUACUUUACUAAAAUUAUACAAUGAAUUAAAUAGUAUUAAGAAAAUGGGAUUUUUGUAAUAUGAAAAAUCAUCAUUAGAAGAUGAGUAGUAAUUGAAAUAUGAUUUAUUUUAAUUAAUUGAGAAUUAUGGGGGAGUUAAUGAGGAGGAAUAAUUAUGA